AUGCCGGAUUCGAAUCCCAAUACGCCCGAGGUGCCGCCGCAGGUACCGCCACAAACCACUCCCCAGCCGGUGCGCCAUUUGCGCGUGAGCUCGACCGGCGAGAUUCUCCAUCGCUCGUCGACAGCCAGUACUCUGCACAGCAACCAAUUCAACGACUCCUUCGUGUCUCGCGUCCGCUCAUUCUUCCAGCGGGACACCCACAUCGGCCAUGUUGGUCAUCAUCCAUUGCGAGACAAGGAAAACGUUGAAAUCCAUACGUGGGAUGGACCCAACGACCCCGACAACCCUUUCAAUUGGAGUAAGACCUACAAAUGGGUCCUUACAGUGACCAUCUGCUUCAUCUCCAUCCUGACCGGUCUGCCCGCCGGCUCGUACGGCGCCGGCAAUACUUACAUGGCCCAGCGCUUCCAUGUCCAGAACGAGCCCUUUCCAAACCUGGCCUGGGCCACCACCUCGUGGAACAUGGGAGCCGCCUUUUGGCCCCUCAUCUUCGUCCCACUGACCGAAUCCUCGGGUCGCAUGCCCGGCUACUUUGUCGCAUACUUCAUCCUCGUCGUCUCUUUAUUCCCCUCGGCCUUUGCCCAGAAUUUCGCGACGCUGGUGGUCACCCGCUUCUUCGGCGGCGGCGCCUCCUCCGUGUCCAUCAACAUCGUCGGCGGCAGCAUCAGCGAUGUUUGGUAUGGCGAUAAAGCACGCAGUCUCCCCAUGUCCCUCUUCGGAUUCACCAGUGUGGUUGGAAUUGCACUGGGUCCCUUUAUCGGCUCGGCGAUUCAGGAGAUCCACAAGAAGGAUCCUUGGCGCUGGAUCUUUUAUAUCCAAAUCAUUUACAACGCGGGCCUCAUCCCGGUUUUCUAUUUCAUUCUUCGCGAGACUCGUGCUGAUGUCAUCUUGCGGAAGCGCGCCAAGAAGCUGCGCCGGGAGACCGGCCGUCCGAUCUAUUCAGAAUCCGAGCUGAACACCACCAACGUGUGGAAGCUCGUCCAGGUCUCCUUCGAGCGACCCACGCGGAUGCUGCUCACCGAGCCAGUCGUCACCUUCUUCACGCUCUGGGUGAGCUUCGCUUGGGGGAUUCUGUUCCUCUUCUUUUCCAGUGGCUGGGGCACAUUCACCACUGGCCUGGUCCAGCUCGCGAUUUCCGUCGGAGCCGUGAUUGGAACGGUAGUAAACCCCCUCCAGGACUGGAUUUAUCUCAGCUCGGCGAGUCGCAAUUGCGAUCAUCCCGGUAAGCCCAUCCCUGAAGCCCGGCUGUACACCUCUAUCCCCGGUAGUCUGCUGUUCGCCGGUGGGCUGUUCUGGUACGGAUGGGCCAGUGUCGGCGACGGGUCGAUUCACUGGAUUGUACCAACGCUCGGCAUUGGCUGUACAGGUGUGGGCAUCUACUCCAUUUACAUGGCUGUCGUCAACUACCUCACCGAUGCAUAUGAAAAGUACGCAGCAUCGGCCCUCUCGGCGGCUUCGCUCGGCCGUAACUCCUUUGGUGCUUUCCUCCCUCUGGCCUCUUUCCAGCUGUUUGAUACGUUGGGCUAUGGCUGGGCGGGCACUCUUCUGGGUCUCGUCGGCGUGGUGCUCUCGGUUGUCCCGGUUGUCUUGGUUCUCAAGGGGCCGGACAUUCGGCGGCGCAGCCCGUUCAUGCGUGAGUCGAUGUUUGAUACCAGCCAUCUGGAGGAUGUCAGCUCCGAUGGCGAUCAGAAGUCUGAAGAGUCAGAGGUGUAA
Penicillium argentinense is the source of this 1713-nucleotide messenger RNA. RefSeq lists its product as uncharacterized. Lineage: Eukaryota; Fungi; Ascomycota; Eurotiomycetes; Eurotiales; Aspergillaceae. Gene Ontology annotation, biological process: transmembrane transport. The record is from RefSeq and is a predicted model, not a curated record. Bases 1 to 1713 code for a protein of 570 amino acids. The transcript is spliced from 6 exons. Gene Ontology annotation, molecular function: transmembrane transporter activity.